UAUUCAGUCGGUAACGGGAAAGUCGGCCGCUGCGUAUUUUUGUGAAGCGAGUUAAAAAUUAGUGAAACGCUUUGCGGUUUGAGGCAAUAUUGUAUCAAGAAUAGGGAAAAUAUAGUUUAAAUAUUCAUAUUUUUUCACAAGUUUUCCUCAUUAAAGUUUAAACAUAUACAAAUGCCACGAUCGGCUCGGUCUAAUCUUUGGGCCAUACUACUUUAUGCUCCAUUAUUUUGUAUUCGUUCCUGCGAUGGUCACGGAAGGCUAAUCGAACCGCCAAGCAGAGCAUCGGCGUGGCGUUAUGGAUUUCAGACGCCGCCAGACUACAAUGACCAUGAACUUUAUUGCGGCGGCUUUACUCGACAAUGGAAGAGAAAUGGUGGAAAGUGCGGUGAAUGUGGAGACGCGUGGGACAUGCCGGAGCCACGGCCUCAUGAAAACGGUGGACAGUGGGGGCAAGGCGUGAUUGUCCGAACCUAUUUGCCAGCCUCCGAGAUGACAAUUCGUGUGGAAUUAACUGCCAGCCACAUGGGGUAUUUCGAGUUUCGGUUAUGUGAUAAACCGGGUGCCAAGCAGGCAUGCCUUGAUAAAAAUAUCCUGCACAUACUUGGUGGAUCACCCGCGCAGCCUAGUCCUGCAGAUAUGGACACCCGCUUCUAUCCUCGAAAUGGAAGUCGCAUAUAUGAAAUCAAAGCACGUUUACCUGAAUUGACAUGUACUCAAUGUGUGCUGCAGUGGCGCUACGUUGCUGGGAACAAUUGGGGCAUGUGCAACGAUGGUAAUGGUGCAGUUGGUUGCGGUCCCCAGGAGGAGUUCCGUUCGUGUUCAGAUAUCGCUAUAACCCUCGAUGCGCGACCUCCUGUGCGGACGCCUAUUCGGCCUGUGUACCCAACUUUGACACGAUCUAGUACGAAACGGCCAACGACAAAUGAAUAUGAUUCAGAAGAGACUGAAUUUAAUUAUUCGCUUUUAUUAGUGCUAUUAAUUAGUCUGGGACUAGUUGUAUGUGCCUUUGCAAUUUGGUACUUUUUUAGACGAACAUUUUGUAAUUUCAAGGAGUGUAGGAACUCUGUUUCGCAGAAGCUUAGAAAUAAUAACAAAACGAAUGCGUCUUUUGAAAAUGCUGUCCACAGCCGCAUCUUUAAACCCCUUGAAUCGCUUGGCUUUGGGGCUAAAGUUGCCAACAACUUCAAAGGUGUUGAGGUGGAUAAUCCGCCCGUUCCCCCACCGCGGACAAAACGAGACGGAAGGAUACGAGAAUUGUCAGCCAAUGCCUCAAGCGUAGCCUAGACAGCCUAGCAAUUUCACUGAAUUGAGAAUUGAGCAAGUAAUUGGUUUCCCAACCCCUUCACCAUCACCAUUUGAUAUUCAAUUACUAACUCAAAACAAGAUCUAAUAUUUUGUAUUUAUUAUCCUUAGAUUUUCU
Molecule: messenger RNA, 1420 nt
Organism: Drosophila subobscura
Lineage: Eukaryota; Metazoa; Arthropoda; Insecta; Diptera; Drosophilidae
Exons: 4
Coding region: 172-1284 (370 amino acids)
Source: RefSeq, a predicted model, not a curated record